Nematolebias whitei (Rio pearlfish) is the source of this 865-nucleotide messenger RNA. It is a transcript of the gene fgf10b, whose product is annotated as fibroblast growth factor 10b. Lineage: Eukaryota; Metazoa; Chordata; Actinopteri; Cyprinodontiformes; Rivulidae. The record is from RefSeq and is a predicted model, not a curated record. Gene Ontology annotation, molecular function: chemoattractant activity; type 2 fibroblast growth factor receptor binding; growth factor activity. Gene Ontology annotation, cellular component: cytoplasm. The transcript has 3 exons. Bases 1 to 750 code for a protein of 249 amino acids. Gene Ontology annotation, biological process: limb development; animal organ morphogenesis; positive regulation of protein phosphorylation.
AUGAUCAGAUGGACUGCUGGAAGGAGUAAGGCUGCCUUUGCCUCGUUUUGCUCCUGGUCUGGCUCAGGAGCUCGUUCUGGCUCUGGGGCCAGCUUCAGGUCACCAACACUGCUUUCCUCCCCGUCUUUCCCCUUCCUGCUCACGCUUGUGGUUUUCUCCCUGUCCCUACCUGAGGCCACCUGCCAUCAGCCCCGCAGAGACAGACUGAGGCCUGCUAACCUGCAAACACUUGAGGCUCCACUGAACCUUUCAAGGUCUGAGCUGAUCUCCAGACCAAGGGCCACCAGGGGCCCCCAAUAUCGGGCCGGAGGACCACAGGGCAGGCAUGUGCGCAGCUACAACCAUCUACAGGGAGACAUACGGAGAAGAAAGCUUUUCUCUUUCCAAAAGUUUUUCCUGAGGAUUGAUAAAAAUGGACAAGUCAAUGGAACCAAGAGCAAGGAUGACCCCCUCAGUAUUCUGGAAAUCACAUCAGUGGAAGUGGGAGUGGUGGCCAUUAAAGGGCUGAACAGCAACUACUAUCUGGCGAUCAGCAGGAAAGGAGAGCUGUACGGAGCGAGGGAGUUUGGCGUCGACUGCAAACUGAAGGAGCGGAUCGAGGAGAACGGCUACAACACGUACGCGUCCGCCGAGUGGAAGAACAAGAAGCGGCAGAUGUUUAUGGGUCUGAACGUCCACGGCAGGCCGAUGAGAGGAAAGAAAACCCGCAGGAAGAACACCGCCACCCACUUCCUCCCAAUUAUGGUGUGAACUGGAGAGCCCACCUGGAGUGGGAGCAGCCACCUACAGCACUGGACAGAGAGGAUUUCAACACUUCAAGAAAAAAACAUGAAUUAGGAAAUCUCUCAUUUUGGAAACAAAAUAU